AGUUUACCGCGGAGUUUAACUAAAUUUGUGAUUAGCCAGCUGUUUUCGAGGCGAGCCGAAAGUCAUCUGAAACAAGCCUAAUGCAUUAAUCCAGAUACACGCAUGUCAUAUGCGAAGUGUGGGUCAUGGUUUCUUUCGAUUAGACUGGACUGUAGCUAGUUGUGUUUGUGUUCUGUAUAAGGCUCGGUUAAAAAUGUUCAUAGUACGUAGUACCCAUGCGAUGUUGCAACGGCUACAGUUUAUAUACGAUUUCGAUGGCUAAAUAUUGCACAACUCUGCUGGUUUAUUUCCUUUCCAAUGGGAGGAAGCAACAAAUUGUAAAAUAGGAAUUUACAUCUCCAUUGUCGAAUUAUAGUAGGCUAUUUUAUACAACACGGCAUAAGAAUGUUUACAAACAGAGACUUAAAUUGAAUAUGUAACGUUAUCUUAGGUCGGACAGGCAAACUACUGAGGCACAAGGGCUAUUCUUCCAUCGACUCAACUUUCAAAGCGUCCAGAGACUCCUCGUCCCUAGCGUACAACGAGGGAUUGGCUGCUAAAUUUUUGUCUUCUCCUGAAGCUCGGCGCGGGAGACCAAGGGACCGGCUGGAUGACUGAGAAUGCCCAGUCUCCUGGCUGUCCUCCUUACUGUUUCUGUGGUGGUGGGUGGAGGAGGAGCCUCUGAGGCCACGCCCACGCAGCAGUCAGCUCAGUGCCGUGAUUUGGGCGUGACACGUGUUGGUGUGGUGCGGGUGUACCAGGGUGAGGUCGGCAGGCUGGGCUGCCCGAUUUUCCACGACCUCAGUGUCUCCAGCUACAGCCUGUUUUGGUACCGGGUCCAGCCCGGCCAGGUCCUGGGGCAGCCGGUGAAUCUCAGCCUCCCAGGUCACAGGAUCAGCGCAGAGAGUGAAUGGCUGUGGUUCGAGCCGGCUGUCGCUGAGGACGCAGGACGCUACGUCUGUGCGCUGAGAAAUGGGACUCUGUGUGUGAAGAUGGGCGUGCGGCUGGAGGUGCUCCCCAGACCGGGCAAUGUGUGCGUGACUGAGGCAGCCGCAGAUCCCCACCACGUGAAGAUUCCUCUGGAGGAAGACAAAACACUCCACUGCCCUGACAUCCAGGAGUAUCGGCUCUCACACAAAGACCCGCAUGUGCGCUGGUUCCACAAGUGCAACGUGAUUCCAGCUAGGCAUCCUGACCGGGAGGUGAAGAAGAACACUCUCACCAUUUAUUCGAUGCUUGAGAUGUACCAGGGGAACUAUACCUGCGUGGUCACCUACCAGUCUGGCGGAAGAGAACUGAACUUCACCAGGGUGAUCACUGUGCGGGCUGUGUCGUCCUCUCGGUUGGACAAAACGCCAAUUAUAUACAACCCAGAUCGGGACCAGCUCUACAUGGUCAAAUUAGGGGCCGCUGCCCGGCUGGACUGCAGAGCGCUGGUGUACGAUGUGGAAGGAGACCCGCGGGUGUGGUGGGAAGUGGACGGGCGGAGACCGGAGCAGCUGGCAGAUCAGCGCAUCACAAACGAGGACAGCUAUGAGGAAGACGAUCUGCUUGACAGAACCAUGAAGACCGUGCUUGUCAUCCAGAAGUUCAGCUCCCCGGACCUGCAGCGCGAGUACACCUGCCACGCCCAGAACAGCAGGGGCAACGCCACCCAGAGAGCCAAGCUGAAGCCACAGGCGCACACGCCCUCGGUGCAGCUGGGCUGCGGUCUGGGUGCGGUUCUGGUGUUGGUGCUGAUCCUGUUUGUGGUGUAUCGUGUGUUUCGGCUGGAGCUGCUGCUGUUGUACCGCGCCCACUGUGGACCUGAUGCGAGCGACACAGAUGGGAAGGAGUAUGACGUGUACAUCUCCUACGCCAGGAACAGUGAAGAGGAACAGUUUGUCCUCCUGACCCUCAGAAGGGUUCUGGAGAACGAACUGGGAUAUAAAGUGUUUAUCUUUGAACGGGACAGCCUGCCAGGGGGCACCAUCACAGACGACACUCUGAGCUGCCUGGGCCGCAGCCGCUGCCUGAUGGUGGUGCUCAGCCCCCGCUACAUGGUGCAGGGGACCCAGGCCCUGCUGGAGCUGAAGGCGGGGCUGGACUCCAUGGCGCAGGCCGGGGACCUGCGGGUGAUCCUGGUGCAGUACCAGCCCCUGGCCCGGGACGGCUGGGUUCGGGAGCUGCGCCGGGCCCGCCUGGCCCUGGCUGUCGUCCGGUGGAAGGGGGAGAAGUCCUCAGACGUGUCCUCGCGCUUCUGGAAGCAGCUGCAGCUGGAGCUUCCUGUGAGGAGGAGGAAGACUGGACUCACUGAGGAAUGCAGCGCACUCCCACUGACAACACUCACACCCCGAGAACACACACACACUGACAACACUCACACACCCUGAGAACACACACACACUGACAACACUCACACACCCUGA
This is a messenger RNA of Anguilla anguilla (European eel), 2387 nucleotides long. RefSeq names its product interleukin-1 receptor accessory protein. Gene Ontology annotation, biological process: signal transduction. Lineage: Eukaryota; Metazoa; Chordata; Actinopteri; Anguilliformes; Anguillidae. The transcript is spliced from 12 exons. The record is from RefSeq and is a predicted model, not a curated record. Gene Ontology annotation, molecular function: interleukin-1 receptor activity. Bases 600 to 2351 code for a protein of 583 amino acids.